AAGUGGAACUCGUCGUGGCAACCACAAUAUCGCUACUCUUAUCCUUGCUUAUCGAUCGCGCUAUCAAAUCUUGACUGCAAUUCUCAUUGCUACAAAAUUAAAUUUCAUGAACAUUUUAAAAAUAUAUAUAUGUAUAGUUCCGCAAUCUUUGAGAUUGUAAGUGAAAAAUAUUCUUAAACCGAUACUCUGGGAGAUUUAGCAAUCAUCUGUUUGAAGCCGCGUAUGUCGUUUAUGACUGUUACUGUGAUUACUGUUACUGUGUUACUGUGAUUUACAUUUAUGACAAUCUUGAUAGAAUUAUUAUUGUAUAAGAAAUUCUUCGUGAUAUCUCUCAAUAGAGUCUUCAAAACUCGGAGACGAAUUUCAUCUCGCUAGUCGCAUCAGUGCUGUUUGGUUGUCCGAAGGAUCCGCUCACGCAGAAAUACACAAACGAAUGAAGAAGUCAUUUACAAGAAAUAUUUGAAUUAAUUGGCGAGAAGUUCCUCAAACACUGUUCAAUCCAUUGUAGAAGUGCUCAAAACGGAGAAGUAGCUGCGUAAUUGCAGCCGUAUGGGAGAAAUAGAAUGCGAAGUAAUAUUUUCAAGGAAAACAAAGGAUAUAAAAAAUUAGAAAAUAAGAAAGAGUUAGAUUUAUAGGAGAAAAGGAGAGAGAAAGACAGGCCAAACCUAUAACAUAGCGCAUGCUUCGUUUACAUUCGAGGUAGGAAUAAAAGUAAGAACAGGAACAGCUAGUUAAACAGCAAGAAGAGAGAAUAUAGAGAUAGAGAAAAAAAUAGAAAAAAGAGAAAGCAACAGAAGAAAGAGAAAAGUAUAAUUUCUUUUUUUUCGAGAUUGAUCUUUUCAAGAUGAAUAAGGACAAACCGAGCAACUUAGAUGUAGCUGAGAAUAUCUUUGAAGAGGCUACUGCGAAGAAGACACAAUGGCGUAAUCUCUUGGCCUUCUGGAUUUUGGGAUUGUGCAACAAUUAUGGCUACGUCGUGAUGCUCAGCGCUGCCCACGAUAUCCUUGAUAUCAAGUUCAGUGACAAGGAUAAUUCUACGUUAAAUACAAAUGGCACGAAUAUGACAGGAAUUCGCAUGUGUAACACAGUUUCGACCGGCGCCAUACUUUUGGCAGAUAUUCUGCCAUCAUUGGCAAUUAAGAUGAUAGCACCGUUUCUGCCGUUUCUAGUGCAUGCUCGACUGGCUACCUGUGUGUUAUUUUCCGCUGCAGGAUUUCUCAUGGUGUCGUUGAGUACUGUUGAAUGGUUAGCUCUUCUGGGUGUCGUCAUAACAUCGCUUUCCUCCGGCUUGGGUGAGGCUACCUUGCUCGGGUACAGUAAUCAGUUCUCCAAACAGGUGAUCUCGACAUGGUCAUCGGGAACUGGUGGCGCCGGAGUGAUCGGUGCUUUAUCUUACGCUAGUCUCGCUACUGUAUUGUCUGUCGAGAAUACAUUGUUGGUCAUGUUAAUUGUGCCACUUUUACAAGGGAUCACGUUCUGGUGUGUCCUCAAACAUCCGGUGCAUACCAAAAUAUCAAUCAAUGGUGUCGAGAAUCAAGAGCAGAUCAUCAAGGUCCCCGAGAAAAGCAUUAGGGACAAAUUCAAGUUGAUACCUGGCUUGCUAAAGUACAUGAUACCUCUCGGAUUGGUUUACCUUUUCGAAUAUUUCAUCAAUCAAGGCCUGUACGAGCUCAUCGAAUUCGAUAACAUUUGGUUGACACAACACGAACAAUACAGAUGGCUUCAAGUAGAUUAUCAGAUAGGUGUAUUUAUAUCGAGAUCAUCGGUAAAUGUAGUUACGAUUAACAAAAUUUGGAUCAUGUCCGUGUUUCAGCUCAUUAAUGUCAUAAUUCUCCUCUUUGAGACUCUUUUCUAUUAUAUACCAAAUAUAUGGAUCGUUUUCGCCCUUGUAUUGUGGGAAGGUCUACUUGGUGGCGGAGCGUACGUGAAUACUUUCUUCCGGAUAUCCACUGAGAUUCCAAAAACGGAUCGUGAGACCUCUUUGGAGAUCGCGACGAUGUCGGACGCGAUCGGAAUCGCGUUAGCCGGUUGGCUAUCCAUGCCAGUCCACAAUGCCAUUUGCAAACUACCACAGCCGAAAAGAUUAGGUAGUUAAAAAUACUGCGAAUAUUUUUUUUCGUGCAUCACGAAGUACUAACAAAGUUCUUGCAUGCGGAAACUUUUGCUUUCGGAAGUUCCUCGAUGCGAUAAAUUGGUGUUUACUGUGCCAAAGAUACGAAUCGUAUCUUAUAAGCAUUUAAUAAUUGAAUGUAAAUGAAAUCAUGUGAUUAAUUUUUCGAAUCACAAGAAGUAUAGGUUUGACGAUUUUAUAAUACGAGCGUUCAGGAAGUGUACGAAAUUUUGAAAACUAGUUUUAGAAAAGAAAAUAUCCCAGGAUACAUGAAUUUUCUCAUCGUCGUU
This is a messenger RNA of Camponotus floridanus (Florida carpenter ant), 2400 nucleotides long. It is a transcript of the gene Cln3, whose product is annotated as battenin. The record is from RefSeq and is a predicted model, not a curated record. Gene Ontology annotation, biological process: lysosome organization; regulation of intracellular pH. The transcript has 9 exons. Gene Ontology annotation, cellular component: membrane; lysosome. Bases 845 to 2095 code for a protein of 416 amino acids. NCBI's taxonomy places the organism in Eukaryota, Metazoa, Arthropoda, Insecta, Hymenoptera, Formicidae.